Chlamydomonas reinhardtii is the source of this 2470-nucleotide messenger RNA. RefSeq lists its product as uncharacterized. Lineage: Eukaryota; Viridiplantae; Chlorophyta; Chlorophyceae; Chlamydomonadales; Chlamydomonadaceae. The coding region runs from base 136 to 942 and encodes 268 amino acids. The record is from RefSeq and is a predicted model, not a curated record. The transcript has 4 exons.
GUUGUUCAUAUGACAUCCCCGCAACGUUGCUUGUGCCUAAAUCUCCUAUACUUGCCUUGAACUGACUGUGGACAUCACCACGUCCGUGCGGUCUUUGUCCGCAGCCUCGACGGCCUUGAGAACUUGACGGUCACCAUGGGCAGCGACAAGCAAAUGGAUAGCAAGUCAACUGCCAAGCUCUUUAAGACCCGGGUCAGUCAGCAUCUCGAGGGGGUGGAGACCCCUAGCAGCAGUGCAAGCAGCAGCAUUAGCAGCAGCAGCCGCCAGCCUUUGGCUGCGUGCAAGCUGCGAGCGAAGGAGCAGAAUGCGACGGUCGUCGCCUCUCUGCGCUCGUCCAGAGCGGUGCUCGACGUGCUCACGCAGCUGGAGGGGCGGAUGGAUAGCCAAGACAGACAAAUCCGCGAGCUGCAGGCCGCGAACAGGGAGCUGCAGGCCGCGACCAGCGAGCUGCAGGCCGCGCAGCAGGCCACAAACCGCGAGCUGCAGGCCGCGAACAGCGCGCAGCAGGCCACAAACCGCGAGCUGCAGGCCACAAACCGCGAGCUGCAGGCCGAACACCGCGAGCUGAGGGGCCGUGUUGAUAUGUUGGCGUCGCAGAGCGCCGCCCACGGCUUGGUGCUGCUCCGAUACGUAGCGGACCUCGUGCACCAGAAGCUGGAGCAGCGCUUUGACUCUGGCGAGGAUAGCAGGCCGCCGGACAUGCAGUAUUCGGUGUGGCUGGCAGCGCUGCAGGCGAGGCACCCGCAGUACUUCGAGCAGCACCACCUGGACGCCCCCGCCAUCCAGCUGCUGCACAAGGGGCGAGGUACACUCUUCCACGCCGGCAACCUGGCCGCGCACCAGCCGCCGCAGGCGCAUGCGGACGCAGCCCUCGCGGAUGCGGUCCGGGAGCAACUGGCCUGGAACACGCUGUGGGCGUUCGUCAACAGCCCGGAGCGAUAAACGCCAGCGCGCAGCGUUGAGCUCGGCGCAGUUGCAGCAGCAUCUGCAUCAUUUGCAGCAUCUGCAUGAGUCUUCAUCCUGUUGGUACAUACACUGCAUGCGCAUGAUUUGGCCGUCGUGGCUGAAGACAGCUGCGGCGUCGACAGCGGCAUGCAUGGGUUAGUGGCGGACCGCUGAGCGGCAGCGGCAGCCUUGACGGCAGUGGCGGCGUCCACGUGGCCCCGGCAUCAGCAGCCUCGGCAGCCGCGGCCGUGGCGCGUUGUUUGGUGCAAAGCCACGAGAACAGCAGGGGGCUGCACAGAACGCUCCCGUCGCAGCACUCACAAGUCGCAGCACGCACCCGUCGCAGCAGCAACAGCAGUAGCAGCAGCUGCUGUCCUCUCGCGGCGUGCCAGCGCUCCAGCCGCAGCUGCUGCCACUGCUGCGCGCGCGCCGCCUGCCAGGACCCCACCCGCCCGAGUGCACCAGAGACCGCGUGCGGCGCUGGGCGGCCGCCUGGUGGCGGCGGUGGCUCAACUGGCAGGGAUGGCGGCGGCGUAGACCGUGUCACGUCGCAGCGGCGAGAGGACCCUCAGUACUGGUCCCUGCUUGCUGCCACGCCACGUCGCGCCCCCUCAGGCCUGCACUCGCAAGAUCACCGGACGCGCCCGGCGACGGCGGCAAGCGCAAGCCUUUGCCGCGAGGAGGACUGCGAGUGCGAGUGUAACCAGGCCAGCGUCAAGCACGGCAUGCAAUGCACGCUCCUGGAGUGUGAAUGCAUGAUCCAGGGCGGCGCGCUGCUGGGCAGCGGCGGCGGCAACGGAGCCGGCGGCGCUGUGUUUUCGGCGGUGCUGCAACCUGUGCUGCAGCCGUUGCCGACGGGCCGCUCAAGGCCGUUAUCACGAAGGACAACGCGGCCAUAGGCGCGGUGGCGGUGGCGCUGGGCGGGCUGAAGGGCUGCCUACGGGCGCUGGCGGCGGCGGUGCUGCGGGCGGAAGUGCCGGGAGGGGGAAGGGGGUAGAAGUUGGGUUCCGUAGGAGUCGGUAAUUGCACGCUGCACAGAUGGACCCGCACAGCCCUGCACAACUCAACACUACGGCAUACACGUCCACCCAACCACACGCAUCUUGAGGUCCUUGGUGUGGCGCAGUGCCAGUGCGCAGCCCAUGUUCUCCUUUGGCGUGCAGGCCGUUUGCGUGUCGGACUCAGACUGAGCCGUGCUCAGCCAUAUAACCUGAUUGGAGUAGCCCAGCGACUGGCCCAGCUUGCCACAGGCACGCGGCAUCCGUGCCUUCCGCUCGCGGCUCUUAGAGGUGCUAAAGCGCUGCGGGGUACGUUGGCUAGUGGUGAAUGCCAGUAGGUGCUGGUGGUCUGUGGACGGCUGGGCUUGGGCUGGGUUGUGCUCCAUGUUAGGUGUACGACCGUUGGGCUGUGAAGGACAUGCGCUAAAAUGCGAGUGCGCGGAGCAAGGUAGUCGAGACGUCGUGAGACGCGGUGUGCCUGCCAAACACUCAACGUCUGACUUUGUUAACUCCGUAGUAAUACCCAC